CGCCUGCUCCUCCUCCGCCCCAUCUCCGCAUUCCCCUCCCCUUUUGAAAGAAACACAGGCAGCGCGACAGAGAGAGACCGAAGCCCUUGACGGCGACUCACGACGGCGCGAUGCUCCAGAGGCUGGGCCUGCGCGGGAGCCCCAGCGCCGCGGCGGGCGACGCGGCGGCCGCCUCCCCCGCCUCCUCCCCCGCGGCGCCCGCCGCGGCGGGGGGCCUGGGCCGCCCGCUGCGGCUCGUCUACUGCGACGACAAGGGCAAGUUCGUCAUGGACCCGGAGGCCGUCGCCGCGCUGCAGCUCGUCAAGGGCCCCGUCGGCGUCGUCUCCGUCUGCGGCCGCGCGCGCCAGGGCAAGAGCUUCGUCCUCAACCAGCUUCUAGGGCGAAGCAGUGGUUUUCAAGUUGCAUCGACACACAAACCUUGCACCAAGGGACUUUGGAUGUGGAGUGCACCUUUGAAGAGGACUGGUCUUGAUGGAACUGAAUACAAUCUUGUAUUAUUGGACACUGAAGGCAUUGAUGCUUAUGACCAAACGGGCACCUACAGUAUCCAAAUAUUUUCGUUGGCUGUUUUGUUAUCAAGCAUGUUCAUAUACAACCAGAUGGGAGGGAUAGAUGAAGCCUCAAUUGACCGUCUUUCACUAGUCACAGAAAUGACAAAGCACAUACGGGUUAGGGCCUCAGGUGGAAGGUCCAGUGCCUCUGAACUUGGGCACUUCUCACCUGUCUUUGUUUGGCUGUUGAGGGACUUCUACUUGGACCUGUCUGAAGACAACAGAAAAAUUACACCAAGAGAUUACCUUGAACUAGCUCUAAGGCCUGUUCAAAGUGGCGGAAGAGAUGUAUCUUCUAAGAACGCGAUACGGGAGUCAAUCCGCGCUCUUUUUCCAGACAGGGAAUGCUUUACACUUGUGCGACCUGUGAACAAUGAGAAAGAUCUCCAGCGCCUUGAUCAACUUCCUAUGAAUAUAUUUCGUCCAGAGUUUACAUCUGGCCUGGAUGCUUUCACAAAAUUUGUGUUUGAUCGCACAAGACCUAAACAACUUGGAGCUAGUACCAUGACAGGCCCCAUCCUUGCUGGGCUGACACAAUCAUUUCUUGAUGCGAUUAAUACUGGUGCAGUCCCGACAAUAUCUUCUUCAUGGCAGAGUGUGGAGGAAGCUGAAUGUCGUAGGGCAUAUGAUUCUGCUGUGGAUACUUACAAUUCUUCUUUUGACUGCAAAAAACCAGCAGAAGAGGAUGCUUUGCAAGAAGCACAUGAACGUGCAAUGAACAAGGCCAUUAGUGUUUUUAAUGCCUCUGCUUUUGGUGCUGGGUCAGCUCGUUCUAAAUUUGAAAAGCUUCUUCAGACUACUCUAAGGAAGAGAUUUGAGGAUUUUAAAAGGAAUGCUUUUCUAGAGGCCGAUUUGCAAUGUUCAAAUAAAAUACAGAGCAUGGAGUCAAAAGUGCGGGCAGCAUGUAACCGUCCUGAUUCAAAGUUGGAUGAUGUAGUCAGGAUCCUCGAUGGCCUCCUCAUGGAGUAUGAGGCGACUUCUUAUGGGCCGAAGAAAUGGACAAAGCUCGUUACAUUUCUGCAUCAGUGUUUGGCGGGCCCAAUGCUAGACCUUUUCAGAAAACAAUUGGAGCAUAUAGAUGCUGAAAGGAAUGCCCUGAGACUGAAAUGCAGUUCAAGCGAUGAUAAGGUAUCAUUGCUCAGGAAGCAACUAGAGGCAAGUGAGGGGCACAGAGCUGAGUAUUUAAGGCGCUAUGAGGAAACUAUCAAUGAUAAGCAGAAAAUGUCAAAGGAUUACUCUGUUCGAAUAGCUGAACUUCAAAACAAGGUUAGCAAGUUGGAUGAACGCUGUCAGAGCUUGUCUUCUGCCCUUGAACAAGCAAAACGAGAAUGUGCUGAUUGGAAGAGCAAAUACGAUCACUGCAUUUCACAGCAGAAGGCAGAUGAAAGCAAGUUAAAAUCCCUGAUUGCUUCUCUGGAAUCUCGGGUAAGCAUCAGUGAGGGCAGAUUAUCUGCUGUACGAGAGCAGGCUGAAUCUGCUCAAGAGGAAGCUUCUGAGUGGAAACGUAAAUAUGAAUAUGCUGCCAAUGAGGCCAAAACAGCUCUUGAAAGAGCAGCUUCAGCACAGGAACGCACAAAUAAGAAAGUGCAAGAAAGGGAAGAUGCAUUGAGGGCAGAACUUGCCACCCAGCUGCACGAGAAGGAAGAACUGAUAGCUACAUUGAAUGCAAAAAUCAACCAAACUGAAGUUCACAAGACAAGUUUGAUGUCGAGGCUUGAGGUUACUGAAGCAAAGUUGAAGAACCACGAGUCAGAUUCAGUGGCUCUGAAGGGAGAAAUCAGAUCAUUGACUGAUAACUUGGAGUCUAUUAAAACUGAAGCUCAGUCCCGUGAGAAGGAAGUGAGGAUCCUGGAACAAGAAAAGAACCAUCUUCAGGAGAAGUUCCUAUCUGAGUGCAAAAAGUUUGAUGAGGCCGACAUGAGGUGCAAGGAUGCUGAAAGGGAGGCUAAACGAGCAGUCGAGUUGGCUGAUUUAGCUCGUGUAGAAGCUGCUGCUGCUCAGAGAGACAAGGGUGAAGCUCAGCGACUAGCAAUGGAGAGACUCACUUUGAUAGAAAGAAUGGAGCGACAGGUUGAAACUCUAGAGCGCGAGAAAAGUAAGAUGGUGGAAGAAAUGGAGCGGCUUCAUCAGUCUGAGUUGGAUGCUCUAUCCAAGGUCAGGAUGCUUGACGAGAGGGUUGAUGAGAGGGAAAAGCAGAUUGGGGAGAUGUUGGAACAGAACAACCAGCAGAGGUCCAACACGGUCCAAGUGCUUGAGAGUCUGCUGGCAACAGAGCGUGAAGCUUGCGCUGAAGCCAAUAAGAGAGCCGAGGCCCUGUCACUGCAGCUGCAGUCAACCCAAGGCAAGCUGGACAUGCUCCAGCAGGAGCUCACCUCUGUUCGGCUCAACGAAACUGCACUUGACAGCAAGGUGAAGGCCUCCUACUCUAGGCGCACGAGGGGCGAAGCCACCGAGUCCGUCCAUUACAUGGACGUCGACAACGACGACACCGGGAGGCGAAGGAAAAGGUCGAAGAGCACAACGAGCCCGUUCAAGAACAAUCACACGGAGGAUGGCGGAUCCGUGUUCUUCGGAGAGGACACGAACAACGGGAGCCAGCAGUUGGAGGGGACGGAGACCGAGACCGAGGACUACACCAAGUUCACGGUGCUGAAGCUGAAGCAGGAGCUGACCAAGCAGGGGUUCGGCGCCCAGCUGCUGCAGCUGAAGAACCCCAACAAGAAGGACAUCGUCGCCUUGUAUGAGAAGCACGUCGUUGGCGGCGCUUGACUGCCUCUUCCUCAACAAUAUGUAACACAUCAUUUUAACUCGUGUGCUAAUUCUAGAUUUCGUGCAGCGUUGUGUGCUGGUGACACGUUUUAGGUCAGAUUGUGAAACAGCAUAUGUAUAACUUGGCGUGGGACUUGUUGGUUUGUGGACUUUGUUGUUCAGGAUCUGUGCGCUUUGCUUUCUUCACUUGCACAUAAACUUUCCUGAGCCUUGUUUCA
Molecule: messenger RNA, 3538 nt
Organism: Triticum dicoccoides
Lineage: Eukaryota; Viridiplantae; Streptophyta; Magnoliopsida; Poales; Poaceae
Product: guanylate-binding protein 4-like
Exons: 14
Coding region: 111-3320 (1069 amino acids)
Molecular function (GO): GTPase activity; GTP binding
Source: RefSeq, a predicted model, not a curated record